CACGUGCCUCACCAUCUCUUGUUCUCACACUCAACUCUCUUUCUGGGGUUUCUUUCAUCUCUCUCAUUCUGCUGCUGCAAUUCAAGUACACAAAACGUGAAAAGCUGGGAUGGAGACCAUUGAUUCCGUGGAUGACCUCUUGGAGUUUGCAUCAGACAUAGGUCAGGAAGAUGAUGAUGAUGAAAAAUCUAGGAAAGCCUGUCCUUCACUUAACUCAAAAUGUGGUGAUCCAUCAUUCUUUAACUCAUUGGACCUGGAUGAUCUAAACCAAUCACUUUCUGAGUUCGCAGAAGAGGAUCUUGAAUGGCUAUCCAACAAAGAUGCAUUUCCUGCUGUUGAAACGUUUGUUGACUUAUCAUCUAUUCAACCAGACACAACCAAGAACCAAAAAACAGCCCCAGUACUUGAGAAUAGCACAAGCAGUAGCAACAGUAAUAACAGCUCUAAUAGUAUCUCCCUCCUAAACAGCUGUGAUCACCUGAAGGUCCCAGUCCGUGCGCGGAGCAAGACUCGCAAUAGGCGUCGCCCUGGCAAUGCUGACAACUCUAGUCAGACAGUAUGGGGAGGACAACCAAUUAAUGAAAUUUCCAAAGCAGAAGAAGGAAUACAAAUCUCGCCCAUUGGUAGGAAAUGCCAGCACUGUGGAGCUGAAAAAACUCCACAAUGGAGGGCAGGUCCCCUUGGGCCAAAAACACUUUGUAAUGCAUGUGGGGUUAGGUUUAAGUCUGGGCGGCUCGUGCCUGAGUACCGUCCUGCAAGUAGCCCGACUUUUCGUAGUGAUUUGCAUUCUAAUUCCCACAGGAAGAUAAUAGAGAUGAGGAAGCAGAAGCAUACAGGAACAGGAUGAAAUGCAAAGUGGUAGUUAGCAGUGCUUUUAGCAUUCAGCGUGCUAGGACUUAGAGAUUUGAUUUUCUUUUUGAUUUUGAUUUUUUCUAAUUUAAUUUUUCUUCCAUUUUUAUCAUGGGAUGGUUUUAGACAGGGCAGUGAAAAUUCUUGAUUGAAAAUGAAGUUAGGGAGAUCUUAAAUCACGAAUCUUAGUUAUGCUGAAAACAAGGAGCCAAUGUGGGAUCUUUUGAUUUGAUUUUUUAUGGUUGUAGCAUGUACCUUGGUUGGGGAAGGUAAGUUGCUGGAAUGAUAUGAUUGUGGUUCCUUUACCAGAGAGUAGCUUUUAUGCUCAUCUGAACUAAUUCUUAAUUGUUAAGACAGAAGUGGUGUAGUUGAUUGUUGAGGAUUUAUGACAGCAUUCAAGGACUGAUGACAUCAUUAAUGUAUUUGGAGAAAAAAAAAAGAAGAUAAAAUGCUGUCUUAACUCAGAUGUAAAGACAGGUAUGUUCUUUAUUAUUUGAUCCUCCUCUUAAAGAGGUCAAGAUGUAUGCAACAAAAUUUGAAUGAAUCAAGACUUGACUAAUUGGUGGCAACAU
Molecule: messenger RNA, 1421 nt
Organism: Cajanus cajan (pigeon pea)
Lineage: Eukaryota; Viridiplantae; Streptophyta; Magnoliopsida; Fabales; Fabaceae
Gene: GATA1
Product: GATA transcription factor 1
Biological process (GO): cell differentiation; regulation of DNA-templated transcription
Cellular component (GO): nucleus
Molecular function (GO): sequence-specific DNA binding; zinc ion binding
Source: RefSeq, a predicted model, not a curated record